Messenger RNA from Lingula anatina, 2546 nucleotides. Its product is annotated as PHD finger protein 10. NCBI's taxonomy places the organism in Eukaryota, Metazoa, Brachiopoda, Lingulata, Lingulida, Lingulidae. The record is from RefSeq and is a predicted model, not a curated record. Gene Ontology annotation, cellular component: npBAF complex.
UCGGAAAAGACGUCGAACAUUUAUGCUUUGUGCUUUGUGCGGCUUAUCCCUUUCGUCUAAUGGGCAUACAAUCCUUAAGAUAGAUAUUUGGUAUUGGAAUAUCAUAAUUGCAAGCGCUGAAAUAUCCCACUUCGAUAAAAAAAGUGAACAGUAUAUCUAGAUCCAUUUCGGUGAUAUGAUUUGACCACACAGCAGGAAACCCCAAGUCAAGCCAAAUCCAAAGGCCAGACAUCGUAUACAUAUUACAGGCAUAUCAUCAAAGUCAUCAUACGUUGCCAACCAUGGAACCACAUGACAACACUCCUGUUCCUAAUACUAAAUUUAUCACUGAAGAUACAAAAGAACUAGUGAGGGAUGAUGACAAACGGGUUACUUUUGAAGGUGAAUCAGGUUCAGGUACAUCUGAAGACAUUAAUGCUGAUAAUACUGAUACUGUUAAUGCUGAUAAUACUGAAGAUACUCCCAGUGAUGACAUUGAUAGUGUUUCUAAAAGCAUCACAACUGAAGACAAUGAAGUGUCAAAAUAUAAAGAUCAAGUUGCAAAUAUUGAAUCUACAAAUACUGUAUCUGAGAAAGCCAAUGAUACAGAUAUGACUGAGCUUAAAAACUUGGUUGAGACAGAUAUGAGUACAAACCCAGUACUCUCACCAGCUAAAACUACCCAGAAAGAAGAUGAAACAAUAUGUAAAGAAACUGAAAAGACAGAUGUAACUUCAGAUAAUGUUGACAUUAUUUCUCCUGUAACUGGAAAAAUUCCAGCCACUGAUGAUAGGCAAAAAAGUCCAGUUGUAGUCCUUUCUAAAAUAGACUUCCCAAAGUCAUUGUCAGGAAACCUUGAAAAGACUGUGACAAGCCAAACUGCUACUUACACACAAGAUGAAGACAGUCAAAUGAGUACUAGUAAACCAGAGGAAAAAAAUGAUGAAAACAAAACCAACAUAAACUCUGACGGUUUGGUCUACAUGGAAGAAGAUAGUCGACUCAGUAGGGAUGAAGAAUCUGUAAAAAUUCCUGGAGCUUUCCCCUUGGAGGAGGACAGUCAAAUGAGUCUGGCAGAGUCAUGUGUGAGCAGAGAUGAGACGGUAGUCGGCACAGAGGCAGAAGAUAAUAAUGAUCAAGAGGGAAAGGAGAAAAAACCCAAGAAGAAGAGUGCGAAAAAAAGAAGAAGCAGUGUGUCUCUUAUUGAAGAUAAUGCACAUAUAACCAAAGGUUUCAAUGCUGAUGACCUGUUUGAGUACCAGUGGCCCCAGGACAAGACAGGGGAGUGGUACAUGCUGCAGGAACAGGUCAGCGAAUACUUGGAGGUCCUCUCAUUCAAAAGGAAGUAUCCAGAUUUGACCAGAAGACCCUUGGAAUAUCUGGAAAGGAUUUAUCUCAAGGAGAAUGGAGUGGUCACAGAGCAGCAGUGCGACCUGGGCCUGUCGCCCCUGAAGAGUGAGGAAGUUUGUGAUCUAAUGCAAAAGGACUACCCAGCUAAGUAUCAGGAGUACCUUGUGGUCUUACAACAAAGAGAGAGGCAGAGAAUCAAAGAGAAACACAAAGAAUACGGAAUGCAACAAGAACAACAGAAGAACAAAAUGGACUACUACAUGAAAAAGGCUAUCAAGUCAGCUGCAGACUUCAAUGCACAAUUCAUGAAAGAGAGAAGAGAGGAGAGGAAGGCAUAUUUUGACCUUCAAACAUUUUCCGUCCAUUAUCCCAAAAACAAAUUUAAAGUUUUGGAUCCAAGCGCAACUAAACCAUCAGCAUACCCGGUUGCACUAAUCCCAGGACAGUUCCAUGAAUAUUAUAAACAGUAUUCCGCAGAAGAGCUGAAGUAUCUUCCUGUGAACACUGUGGUCUAUGGCCCCCCAAAGUGUGUUAAGGCAAUGGGAGAGGGAGAGGAGGGCAUAGCCUCUGACACUGAACAGAGUGAUGCUGCCUCUGAUGGGGGCUCUGGUUCUGGGUCCAGCAGCAGUGGAAGCAGCGACUCUGAUGAAGUAGACAACAGCCAGGAGAAACAUGAGGAUGAGCUAAGACCUCCAGAUGGAGCCAAGUGUCAUGUUUGUGAUAGUGGUGCAGAAGCAAACAAAUCUGGAAAGCCCGAAGACUUAGUGAUGUGUGCAGAGUGCAAGCGAUGUGGUCACCCAAGUUGUCUGGACCUGACCGUUGAAAUGGCUCCUAUCAUCAAGACCUACCCCUGGCAGUGCAUGGAAUGCAAGACUUGUGUGGAGUGCAUGGAUCCUUACGAUGAAGACAAGAUGAUGUUUUGUGACCACUGUGAUAGAGGCUAUCACACCUUCUGUGUUGGUCUCCGUAGCAUUCCUAAUGGACGCUGGGAAUGCCCUAGCUGUUACAUACCGCCAGAGCCUGCCCCAAAGAGGAGUAGAAAAAGAUAAUGGCGCCAGCUUGCUAGAAGAGAAUAUUUAAAAUGAAACCAUCACAGAAUUCUGUUAGAAUCCAAGAAUCCAGUUAGAACUCAAUUUGCAGAACUGGAUUUGUUUUCUUGGAAAUAUCUUCUUGAGUUCAGGAUAUGUAAUAACUGAAUGUGCUUUAUAUUGUUUCUU